AUGCCGAUGGUCCUGGAAGAGCGCGACCUGUGGGAGGUCCCAUCUGUAGAAGUCAAGCUGGAGCACUGCAUCAACGUGAUGGAUCAAUCGACGUUCAAGAGUAAGUCACGCAAGGCGCUGGCGAUCAUCUGUCUCGCGAUAGAAGAUUCGCAGCUGCCGCUGGUCCGUUCAGCGAUUGUAGCAUACGAAGCAUGGUCAAGACUGGAAGGGCAUUACGAGAAGAAUAGUCUGGCGAACAAGCUCUUUCUUCGUCGACGCUUCUUCACAACGAUGAUGGAUGAAGGUGUUGCUGUGCUGGAGCACAUCAACAAGCUCAAGACUCUGGCGGAGCAGCUCGAUGCGGUUGGCGCUCCGGUCAGCGAGGACGACUUGGUGAUCACGCUUCUUGGUAGUCUAAGCGAUUCGUACCAGUUUCUGAUCACGGCGUUAGAGUCUCGUGCUGAAUCUCUGUCGUGGGAACUCGUGACGUCUCGGCUAAUGCAUGAAGACAUGAAGCGCAAGGAACAAGGUGGCGGCGUCGACGGAUCCGCGCACGGUCAAGGUCAAGCGUUCAUGACAAGCAAUCACAGCAAGUGA
This is a messenger RNA of Peronospora matthiolae, 576 nucleotides long. The record is from the annotation of a GenBank genome assembly. NCBI's taxonomy places the organism in Eukaryota, Oomycota, Peronosporomycetes, Peronosporales, Peronosporaceae.